GCCUCCCUUCUUCCUCCUGCCCGUAGUAGCCAUGGCGGCCAUGAGUUUGUUGCGGCGGGUUUCGGUUACUGCGGUGGCAGCUCUGUCUGGCCGCCCCCUUGGCACUCGCCUCGGAUUUGGGGGCUUCCUCACUCGUGGCUUUCCGAAGGCUGCUGGUCAAGCUGAACUAGCAGAAAUUCCAGAAGGCUAUGUCCCAGAACACUGGGAAUAUUAUAAGCAUCCCAUAUCGAGAUGGAUUGCCCGUAAUUUCUAUGAUAGUCCUGAAAAGAUAUAUGAAAGAACAAUGGCCGUCCUUCAGAUUGAAGCUGAAAAGGCUGAAUUACGGGUAAAGGAGCUGGAAGUACGAAAAUUGAUGCAUGUGAGAGGAGAUGGACCCUGGUAUUACUAUGAGACAAUUGACAAGGAACUUAUUGAUCAUUCUCCGAAAGCAACUCCUGACAAUUAAGCAUUUUUUUCUCCAAAUACAAAGUAUAUUCUCUUUAUUGGAAAAUAAAUUAAUAAAUAUAUUCUGUAUUUUUGCUCUCCGUGAAAAACAAAAGCGCUUCUGACAUUACUGUCUCUCAGUGUUGGUUCAGAUUGAGGCUUUUGUUUGAGGAGUUUGGCUUCCAGUCCCCAAAGAAGGUUUAAAAUGUACUAAUAAAAACUGGAGAAAUAGGAAUUUGUGAACUCCUAAAAUUGUAGCAACUUCGAAAGGUUAGUGUUUUAUUUACCUGACAAAUGGAAGUUAUAGAAGUCUAAUAAUGUUAAGCACCAGUAGUUAUAGUAUUUUGUACAAAUGCCUGUACUGUAGAUGUCUGUAUUAUUGAGGGGCAACUCAGGAUUUUAAGUUCCAUAAAGUAUUGAACCAACUCUAAAAUGUUAACUCCUUAAUAAACAGAUUCUCAGUAAACAAAUUUUAAAGUUUAUAA
Pan troglodytes (chimpanzee) is the source of this 908-nucleotide messenger RNA. It is a transcript of the gene NDUFB5, whose product is annotated as NADH:ubiquinone oxidoreductase subunit B5. Gene Ontology annotation, cellular component: respiratory chain complex I. The transcript has 4 exons. The record is from RefSeq and is a predicted model, not a curated record. NCBI's taxonomy places the organism in Eukaryota, Metazoa, Chordata, Mammalia, Primates, Hominidae. The coding region runs from base 32 to 445 and encodes 137 amino acids.